AACAACGAUGCUCGAUUGUCAACAUCACUGAUGCAGUCUGCUGUAUGGACUUCUGAACAACGCAAACGCUCCGGAACGGGACAAACAUUCUGUCCACGGCUAACAUUUUACAUCCAUCCCUUGAAAGGACUUAAAAAGACGCUGAAUGGCGGAGAACUGCUCAAGAUCGAACAGCUUGGGAAAACGCUGUAACAACCGUCUGCAGAACUCGGCCUCUACUAUCUGCAAAUGACCAAAGAGAGACACGAGAGACCCCUGAAUGGUGAGUAACCGGGUGAAGGGGAGGAACUUGUUUGACAGGUGUGUAUCCUUCCAUCGUCUUGCGUUUAAUUGCUAAGCCACUAUUGGACUAUUUUUUUCAAGUCUUUUCCUCAUCAGACCGAAAAAGCCUUCCAGGCUGAGCCCACGGUAUGAGACUCUGUUACCCAUCGUUGAGACCAUGCGCAAAACAAGCGCUAAUUUCUCAACAACUGCAAAAGCUAGAGAGAAACUUUCAACACAUUUAUAUCACAAGAUCAUAACAGUUCUGCCGAAUUUAAAUCAAGAUGGCUGCGAAAAGCAGAGAGAGUGAAGAUUCAAGUUCUUCUGAUGGAGAUGAAGAAGGAAAGGAAACACCUCAGCAGCCUGAUCAAACAGAAGACGAACAAGGAAUACUCUUGCAAGGCAACAACAACAGCACUUCCGAUGGUUUGGGAAAUGAUAGUCGAAUUAACAGUAACGUAGCAGAUCAGCCGGCUCUGAUGGAAGCAAACAUCAAGGACGAAGUCCUCCAAGGAUGUGUGCCGAUCAGAGCCUUCAAUGGGAAUUGGUACGAGCCAUUGCCUGGUUGGACAACAUCUGGGCAAAGAGUUCAACAAUGCACCGAGGACAACCCCCCUUUGGAACAAGAUAACGAUAACCAUCUUGAUAAUUAUAUAGCAUUUUUUAUAUUUAUUAUACUUUUUUUCCUGUUUAAUUUUUUUCCUACUUGUCAAAGAAUUUUCUAACUUUGAAAUAAAAUUCCAUUUACUGGUAUGUUCAUAUUCGUGCAUCAUUUUGGCGGAACAAAUAAAUAAUUGUAAAAGCUAUCAUGCUUUGUCUUCACAUGGAUGUCUAAUCCACCAGAGUGCUCUUGCGAAGUUAAGUGAU
Molecule: messenger RNA, 1128 nt
Organism: Stylophora pistillata
Lineage: Eukaryota; Metazoa; Cnidaria; Anthozoa; Scleractinia; Pocilloporidae
Source: RefSeq, a predicted model, not a curated record